AUGAAACCGGAAGUUAUCCUUUCAAGUCAUGUGAAAAGAAUUAAUAGUUGUCAAAAAUGAGACGUUUUUAACUCUUUUUGACCAGUUGAAUGAUUUAAUUUUAUCAAAAUGAGUGCGAGGAAUUAUAAUUCAACAGAUACUAGUCACACAGAUGCUGCUGAUGUUCCAUUAUUUGGCGAUCAACAGCCAAGAGACCGCAUGAUAAACCUGGUUGUUGGAGUCUUCACAAGCAUAGUUGUAGCUGUUACUCUUAUAAGUGCAUUCGUUUUCCCAACUUUUCCUCCCAAUGGAAUCAAUGUUUUCUUUGCUGUUGUCAUCGUCAUGAUUUGUGGAUCUCAUUUGUUAUUGAUUUUCUGGUACCGACAGGGAGAUUUAGAGCCCAAGUUUCGACGGAUGAUUAUCUACAAUGCCUUCACCAUCAUACUCUUGUGUGUUUGUGGCAAUCUGUAUUUUCAUAACAUUUUACGAAAAAAAACAUCUUGAUGAAAUUAAGGUUACUUUGUUCAUGGAGAGAGAGAGAGAGAGAGAGAGAGAGAGAGAGAGAGAGAGAGAGAGAGAGAGAGAGAGAGAGAGAGAGAGAGAGAGAGAGAGAAUAUCAUAUAGUACAUGAUGAGUUUGAGAAACUAAAAAAAACUAAGUUAACAUCAGGAAUGUUCCAAAUUUUCUCAUUUGUUUUCCAAAGGAAAGGGUGCCAUAGAUAUCUGAUAUUUUGAAUGUGAGUGAAUGUAAUGUUAUUACCAGAGUUUCUUCCAUUUAUGUUUUUGGUAUUCUCAAAUGCCUCUGAGUCCACAGACUGCAUCAAUUUUGCUUGUUACAUUGUUUUUUUUACAUUUACAUUGUCUUUAAUAGGUACAUGUAGGCUUUAUUACAGCAUGAGAUAUGUAGAAAGAAAGAAAAGUUAUUUGUGAAUUUAAAUGUGAGUAUUUUAAAAUAUCUGUAUGACUGUGAAUAAAGGAGAAUUCAAAAUUUGAA
Messenger RNA from Magallana angulata, 972 nucleotides. Its product is annotated as transmembrane protein 243-like. NCBI's taxonomy places the organism in Eukaryota, Metazoa, Mollusca, Bivalvia, Ostreida, Ostreidae. The record is from RefSeq and is a predicted model, not a curated record. The transcript is spliced from 4 exons. Bases 109 to 483 code for a protein of 124 amino acids.